CAAAACGAUUGCCACUAGAAUCUUCACUCUGAAUUUUCUGUUGUUGUUGUUUUUCUGUUGGAUGUGUGGUAGAGGAAUGGGUCUUGGGUGAAAGGAUGGAGGAUGAGAAUGCAGGUGAAUUGGUGACAGCUUUGGAGAUGGAGCUGGAGCUGGACCCCCAUUUGCUGAACUUGGAGAUGGAGAUGGAGCUCCAUUUUCCGGGAAUGGAGAUGGAGAAGUAUAGCAGUAGCAUGCUCUGCUUCUCUCUCUUCUCCCCCCGAGACUUUCUCAGAAGAAAAGGCAGCAGCUGCUGGAGAAAUGUGGGCGUUCUGGAAUGAUGAGAGGAUAAAAAUGAUUGUGAAGACAAUCAUGGGGAGAAUAUGGGUGAAAGAAGAAGAACCCAUGAUUUCUCUUCUUCUUCAAAGC
Linum tenue is the source of this 405-nucleotide messenger RNA. NCBI's taxonomy places the organism in Eukaryota, Viridiplantae, Streptophyta, Magnoliopsida, Malpighiales, Linaceae. The record is from the annotation of a GenBank genome assembly.